Messenger RNA from Calliphora vicina (urban bluebottle blowfly), 1466 nucleotides. RefSeq lists its product as uncharacterized. The record is from RefSeq and is a predicted model, not a curated record. NCBI's taxonomy places the organism in Eukaryota, Metazoa, Arthropoda, Insecta, Diptera, Calliphoridae. The transcript has a single exon. Bases 63 to 233 code for a protein of 56 amino acids.
AUUUUGAUCUUCGACGACUCGCUUACAACAAAACCACCAAAAUUACUCUCAUACAUAUAAAAAUGGCUUCUCCUGCCUGUAAUCAUGCCAAGCGCGUAAGUAAAUCCUCAAAUUCAUCGUCGUCACACGUUAGUAUGACGACCUCAAAUGCUGAUGAGAAUUUCAUUGAAACCAAACUGUUCAGUUGGAUGCGUCUGUUCCGUUUUGCUUCGCUAUUGUGUCGUGCGGAAUAAGAAUGGGAAACACAAAUUAAGUGAACAAAAAUUCCUCCAAAGGAUCUAUGCAAAAAUAGAAAACUGAUGUAACAAUAACAUGCAAUUAAAAAUUAAAAAAAAAAACAUUGAUUAGAUUUAGUAAAGAAAAAUAAAAAAAUUCUUUAAAACAUGAAAUAUGUAGUUAAAUACUGUUAUUUGAAGAUCUGGGUAGAGACAAUAUGCCCUUUUUAAUUUCUUAUCUUCUUCAAAUUCUUUCGGCGACAUGAUCACGUCUUAUCAUUUCCCCUCUUUUAAAACAUUUCGAAUAACAGUGUUACAGCAAUUUGCCAUAUUUCUUUCUCAUGAUAGAUCUUUAAAAAGAAAAUAAUGUUCCCUAAUUAUGCUUUCAAUUAUUAAAAAAAAAUAACAUAAAUUUAACAAAAUAUCAAUUAAUUAAAUAAACAAAGAUGUUAACAAAACGUAGUGUUUAGGCUCAAUUAGUUUUUAGCAAUACAAAAACAAUAUGUACCAGAAAAAACAAAAAUUUUAACAUAUAAUUUAAAUACCUAUCUUUAAAUUUAACUCGAAUUUCAGUUAAUUUAAAUAUAAUUUUUAAAAACAAUAAGAGAAAAACGCGCCCAUUUUGUACCUUUAUUUCUAUUAAGCCAACAGAAAAACUUUCCUCGAUUAAAGUGAGUGAAAAAUAAAAAAACUAAAUAUUUAAACUACAAAUACAAAUUUCACAAAAAACAAUGAUUUGUCUCAAACCUAUUCCUAUUAUUAUAAUAUUUUUAUAAUUUUUAAAAUAUUUUUAAGUUUAAACAAACAAUACAAACUAAAAAAACAUGUCUUACCAAAACAGCCAAAAUAAAAAAGCAAUAUAAACCAAUAAAAAUAUUUUGAAUAAAUGAAAUAAAUAGCAAAGUAUGCAUUUAACCCAAAAAUAUUUACAUACAUCAAACAAAAUAAUUAAAUACCAUUAAGAAUUGCCAAUUUGUAAUAGUUGAAUACUUACAAUUCAUACAUACAUACAUUAAACUAUUAACAAUAACUAUUUAUAUUAUUCCACUGUUCAAUGCAAUAUUUAUUAUAUUAAAUUAUUAACAAUUAACUAUAAUUUGAAAUGAAAACCAAUAAUGAAACAACAAACUACAUAUUAAAUAUUAUGAAAAAAAAUAAACAUACAACCUAAAUUAAACUUUGAAAAGCUGUUAAAUGUUAUAUGAAUUAAAAAAAUAAUUAUUAAAUAAAAUCAAUACAAAAUAUUACAAA